AUGAAUUCUCCAGCAGCUCCCACAGAUGUGUUGACAAGUGUCCCUACGCUGAAAAGACCAUACCCAUUUGAUACAGAUGAGCAUCACUUGGCGGGCCAUCCGCAGUCGCACAACUCAUCGUCAGAUGCACCGCUUCGCAGUCAGCAUGUCAGCGCCGCCAGCAAUGACAUGGCAUGUUUUGGCAGUAUCAUUGACGUCAAGGUGAAUCCGCAUAAUGUCGUGGCUCUCAAACAAUUUGGCUCCUGGCGAAGGAGUUCAGUGCAAUCUUUUGCUGUCAUUCAAGAAGGCGCUUUCCUUACCUUGAGACAUGAGCAAGUGAAGUUCGGCCGCCUGAACAAGGGCCUUUGCCGACACCUGCACGACCUCGUGGCUAACAACAGACUUCGUUUUCAAGUCUUUAUAUCAAGUAAAGACUUAUUUGCAGCAAUGCGCUCCCAUAAUUGCGAGACUCCGGAUCAUCUCCCUGCAGAAAUCAACAUCUACGGCUCAAAGUUGGAUGCUCGAGAGAUUGGGCGCAUUUUGUCAAAACUUGGCAUAUUUUUACAAUGGCCACAGCAUGGAAUUGGUGCUAUCGAGUACUAUAACCCACAAAUAAUGAAGAUAGAAGGACUUCCAGACCGGCUUCCGCCUGGAGCAUCGCAAAUAUCCACCAGUGACGUGCAUGGAGCACUGGAUGAAGCAGGAGGAAUCUCAGCAAAAGGGCAGGAUACUACAACGGUUGACUCGAUUCUUGAUUCACUGUCGCAUCGUGCCAAUAUCAAGGAAAUAGCUACUGUACCUGAUAUCAAAAGUCAACUCUUUGACCACCAGAAGGAAGCGAUUGACUUCAUCUGUGGAAGAGAAACAGAGCACAUAGACUCUGAGUUAAGUCUUUGGCAAUACAAUGAUAAGGAUGCAGACGAACCAUUUUAUCAGCAUGUCCUCAGUGGAGCAAAGCGGCCAGAGCGUUCCGACGCAAGGAGCGGCAUCAUCGCAGACGAGAUGGGGCUUGGAAAGUCGCUCGUCGUCAUAUAUACAAUUGCAAGCUCUCUCGACCGUGGCGAGGCAUUUGUGGCAGCUGAGAAGAAACAACGUCUUUCACAGCCAGAGAGAAAGGUGGCUUCUAAAGCCACCCUUAUAAUUGCGCCUUCAUCACUAUUGAUCGACAAUUGGGUGGAGGAACUCAACAAACAUACAACCAAUGGUGCCCUUCCGUUCCACAGACACAUCGGUUCCUGGCGACACAAAGAAACACGAUAUCUCCAUGAGCGACCGAUUAUAUUUACGACUUAUGCUACUGUAGCAGCCGAGUUCCGUCGCGGUGACAAUACUCUAUCUAGAAUCAACUGGUUCAGGAUUGUCUUGGAUGAAGCCCACGACAUACGAAAUCGAUCCACGAAACAAUUCCAGGCUGUCGCCAGUAUUGCUGCCUUACAUCGCUGGUGCCUCACCGGCACGCCUAUUCAAAACAGCCUCGAAGACCUCGGAGCAUUGAUAUCUUUUCUCAAAGUACCGAUACUGGAACAGACGCCAGCAUUUCGGAAGCUGAUCACCAAUCCCAUCGAGUCAGGAUCGCGAUCACGCUUCAAGAACCUCAAAAUACUGCUCCGUGCUGUCUGCCUUCGAAGAACACGACAGCAGUGCUUGGACAUACCAGAACCCAUAUCAAAGCAACGAAGACUAGUUUUGACACAAUCAGAACAUUCGGACUAUCAGGACUUACUCGCCCAGGGCCGGAUGGAGAUUGACAUGGCAGUGAGUCGACGUGGAAAGAGCAAUAUCAAUUCCGCCUUUCUCGAAUCGUUACUCAAACUUCGGCUGUUCUGCAACAAUGGUCGUGUCAAUGCGGUGAUGCAAUCCGGGCCUACAGGUCUGCCCACGGACCCAGAUGAGGCCCUGAUCUAUCUCCAACAGCAUGGUCAAGACGUUUGUGCUUACUGUUCUGCGACAAUCUAUUUCAUUAAUGAAGACCCCCGUAAUGAUGGUGGUAUCUUCAUUACUGGAUGCUCUCAUCUGCUCUGCCACAACUGCGUGCCGAUUCAUCUUUCUGAGAAGAAGAAGAGCUGCCCUACUUGUAUCUCUCAGCCUGAUUCAGUAUCCGAAACCACAUUGCCAUCGGUUAAUAUGCACAUCGAGACACGUCGACGGGAUAUAAACAAUGGCAUGGGCAACACUGUGCCGUAUCCAUCAAAGUUGCAGGCGCUCUUGUCAGACGUAAUCCAGGAUUCUCAACACAAGAGCAUCAUAUUUUCCUCGUGGAAGAAGACGCUUAAUCUCGUCAGUCAGCUUUUCACCACCCACGGCAUACGACAUGAGAUCAUCGACGGUUCUGUCUCCUUGGGUAAACGUCUUGGCGUGUUGAAGAACUUCCGGUCUCCUAGUGGAGCGAACAUUUUGCUGAUGACGCUGGGUACUGGAGCAGUAGGGCUCAAUCUGGCAGUUGCAUCGCGCAUAUAUCUCCUCGAGCCGCAAUGGAAUCCGUCGAUUGAAUCUCAAGCCAUCGGACGGGCACUUCGCCUCGGUCAGACGGACCAAGUCAUCAUCAUUCGGUACAUCAUGAAGAACACAAUUGAAGAGAGCAACGUGCUAUUCCGCCAGAAGAGAAAGCUCGAACUAGCAGGUGGAGGGUUCGACCAAUCCGAGAAACUUCAGGCAAUACGGGAUAUCUUUGGCGUUGACAGAAACUCUACAGCAGGGUAA
Molecule: messenger RNA, 2679 nt
Organism: Pestalotiopsis fici W106-1
Lineage: Eukaryota; Fungi; Ascomycota; Sordariomycetes; Amphisphaeriales; Sporocadaceae
Exons: 11
Coding region: 1-2679 (892 amino acids)
Molecular function (GO): ATP binding; ATP-dependent chromatin remodeler activity
Source: RefSeq, a predicted model, not a curated record